Messenger RNA from Agrilus planipennis (emerald ash borer), 538 nucleotides. RefSeq names its product cytochrome P450 306a1-like. NCBI's taxonomy places the organism in Eukaryota, Metazoa, Arthropoda, Insecta, Coleoptera, Buprestidae. The transcript is spliced from 2 exons. The record is from RefSeq and is a predicted model, not a curated record. Bases 193 to 513 code for a protein of 106 amino acids. Gene Ontology annotation, molecular function: heme binding; oxidoreductase activity, acting on paired donors, with incorporation or reduction of molecular oxygen; iron ion binding. Gene Ontology annotation, cellular component: intracellular membrane-bounded organelle.
GUAUUUGUCCAGUGCGGGCAAAGAAUUAAAGCUGACCGGACACCAAUUAAUGGUUACCAGCCAACAGCCGGCUGAUACUCGAGCGAUUUACAUUCGUUUGAAUUAUUUUGUGCAACAAAUUAAUUAGGCAACAGAGAAAAAGGCUAAUUAUUCCAUACGUUAGUGCACAAUAAUAUAGUCAACAUUUUCAGGAUGUACAUUUUCAUUGCUGUCGCGAUAAUCAUCGUAGCAACGGCGCUAUGGUGGAUAAACGACCAACACAGUUUGCCACCAGGCCCUUGGGAUUUACCCCUUUUGGGUUUCCUCCCUUGGCUGGACCCCGAACAUCCCUACGAAACCCUAACAUCACUCGCUAAAAAAUAUGGGACCAUCUACACAUUCAAUUUAGGAACAGUACGCACAAUCGUCCUGUCAGAUCAUAAGAUUGUCAAACAGGCCUUUAUGAAGGAUGCACUGUCUGGAAGGGCGCCUUUGUACGUUACACACGGAAUAAUGAAAGGACAUGGUAUGUAGAUGAAGGGGGUUGAAGGUUUUUGUA